Acanthaster planci (crown-of-thorns starfish) is the source of this 1607-nucleotide messenger RNA. RefSeq names its product ATP synthase lipid-binding protein, mitochondrial-like. Gene Ontology annotation, biological process: proton motive force-driven ATP synthesis; proton transmembrane transport. Lineage: Eukaryota; Metazoa; Echinodermata; Asteroidea; Valvatida; Acanthasteridae. The record is from RefSeq and is a predicted model, not a curated record. Gene Ontology annotation, molecular function: proton transmembrane transporter activity.
AUCUAUUCUUGUGUGAAACUUUAUUGGCCCUCGUAGCGGAACCAUGCUAUUUGUGAGUCUGUACGUGUGCGCAUGCGUAACAGUGUCCUCCUUCGCCGGUUGCAAAUUAGACGUCGUCGAGCGUUCUAAAUACCCUUUUGUUCAACAUGUAUUGCGCUAAACUAUGCACACCAGCUACACAGGCACUGAUUGCCAGAAGCUCCAGAGUCCUUGUCAGGCCACUCGGCAGUCUAAGUAGUCAAGAAAACUCAAAAAGUGCACCGAGGCGUAAUUUGGCAACAUACAGUGGUCUUGCUGGUCUCAGUGCUGUAGCAACACCUACAACAAAUGUUGGAGCACUAGUUCAGCAGGUUCUUAAUCGCGGCAUUCAAACGACCGCUGUACAGCAAGAUGUUGAGGCUGCCGCUAAGUUCAUUGGUGCCGGAGCAGCCACGGUGGGUAUGGCUGGUUCAGGAGCUGGUAUCGGAACGGUCUUUGGCAGUUUCAUCAUUGGUUAUGCCCGCAACCCUUCAUUGAAGCAGCAACUAUUUACUUACGCCAUUCUGGGGUUUGCGUUAUCUGAAGCCAUGGGGCUUUUCUGUCUCAUGGUAGCUUUCUUGAUUCUGUUUGCUCUGUAGAUUAAGACUCUUAAAGAUGCUGUGUUUUGUUUGAAAGAUGAAUAUGGUGCAUGUUAGCAGCACAUGAGAAGGAAAGACUGUUUUUCUUGGACCUACUCAGGAGGCCAGAGUCUAGGAUUGCAUUUUAAUCCCUUUAUAACUUCGUUUAUGUUAAGAGUUGAUAUUUACAAGAAGAGGAUGUGUGAAUAUGAAAUGGCUUUGUGCAUCGAAUUCCCAGGCUAGAUCACACAGGAGUUUACUUCCCCUUGAUUGAAUCAGUAGACCAGAAGACCAAACUUUAAUGAUUUGAAAAAUCAAAAUCAAAUUGAAUUAGUGUACAAAUCCAGUUUUGCACAUUACUGAGCAAUGUCAAAGUAAAUAGUUAUAGGUUUGAAAGUUGAAAGUCAGUGGGAAGAUUUUAUUUGAAUUACCAGAUUAAUACAGUUUUCUUUGCUGUACUUUUUAUUUUAAUAAGUGAGGUUCCCAAUGAUUUUCUUGUUCUCCCAUUGCUUAGGAAUAUUUGAUCCUAAAUUUUGUUACAACUGAACUUCUACAAUUGCUCACACGAGGAGACUGCCUGGAGUGGUUGUUAAUAACACCAAAACAAUGAUUAGUGUUCAGAACUCUCUUAGGCCGAUGUAAUCUCCACCGUAUGGAGCUUUUGUGUAGUUUUUACUGGCCAAAUGUCAAACCAUCAAAUGUAGACGUUAGUUCCGCAAACAUUCUCAUUGUGUCCGUAUACAUGUACAUGUACUCACUGCCGUUGCAGACAUUCUGGUAUAGAUAAAUACAUGCGUACCAGUAGCUCCUUGGGAAGAAGCGAUACUGAAAGAUUUGACAUCACCCUCCGGUGCAUACAACACAUGAUUUAUUUUAUUUGCAUCUUAAUUUAAUUUGGCAACUGUAAAGUUUAAUUGAUGGCCAUACUAGCAAGCAAGUGGGUUGGAGUUAGUUCUUGGUUUCAUGUUUAUGGUAACAUUAAACAAUUGUGUGAUUGAACUUCCCGCGAAA